CUUGACUGGCUUCCACUGUAGCUCGAAAGAUAUUGACCUGAACUUUCAUGUCAAGGGUCGUAGGUUGAACAUGUUGUACGCCCUCAUAGUCGUACCAUGAAAAGUGGACAAUCCGUGAAUUGCAGUUGCGUUGGUACUUCGCUUUGCUAAUAGUCGAUGGUUGUACAUAGGUGGACCUUGGCAUGUAUAAGGUUGUAUACAGGUUUUAGAAAGGUUAGACGUGGAUUUUGACAAAACUGUCAUUGUUGACUACACCCAUUAAGUAAUAUCUGUAUUUCAAGUCAAGAUGAUGUCAUUCGUAAUUACCAUACUAUUUGGAGUGAUGCUUCUACUUAUUAUGACUGCAUUUUAUCUUUAUUACAUCAAUCCACAAAUAAUUCAUUGGAUGUUUACACGGAUAAUGUUAUACAGGGCUGGUUUAUGUGUGAAGUACCUAUAUAUCGGAGACUAUCGAUACUGUUAUGCUGAAAAGGGGAAUGGAACAAGUAAUAAACCAACAAUGUUGUUCCUUCACGGUUUCUCAUCGUCCAAAGAUAUGUACUGUACUGUUGUUACGGCAUUGGCCAAAGAUCUGCACAUAAUUCUAUUAGACAUGCCUGGUCAUGGAUACACAACACAGAAAGUCAAAGAUGAUCACUCGUUUCUAGCACAAGCAAACAAAGUACACCAGUUUGUAGAGGCUUAUGGUUUGGACAAAUCUGCAUUUCAUCUCUGUGGUACUUCAAUGGGUGGUGCAGUAGCAGGAAUAUAUGCUGCAUUAUAUCCACAUCAUUUGGUCAAAUUAACGUUGGUUUGUCCUGCAGGAAUUCUCACUCGUAAACUUAGUAAAUACGUUGAAAUCCUAAGAGAUGAUGAAGUAGAUCUAUUAAGACCAGACUCAGCAGAAGGCUUAGAAAAAAUGUUGGAUAUUGUAAUGCAUAAAAAACUGAAGAUACCAAAUUGGUAUUUGAAGAUUGCCAACGCUAUUAGAAAACCUCAUAGUGAAUUUUAUAUGCUUUUAAUGGAAGAAAUGAAAAGUGAAUCUGCACGAAAUGCUCUGAAAGAAAAGUUAAAAGAUAUUAGGACUGAAACCCAAGUAAUUUGGGGUGUCUGUGAUGAGAUUAUUGAUGUUUCCGGGGCAAAUGUGAUCAAAGAAGCACUGGGAGAUUUGUGUCGAGUUGAUCUUUUAGACAAUUGUGGCCACUCUGUUGAAUUAGAACGACCUUAUCGUACAGCCAAAGUUAUGAUGGAGUUUGUUAAUAGUUGAUUAUGUUUGGAAUUUCAGAUAUUUUGAUUAUUUGCAGGCAUAUAUUUAUAAAGAGUGAAUUGGGAUUUAUUGAAAUACAAUUGUUAUUUAUUACCGAUACAUGGUAUUGUUGGACUCUACACAAUUAAAUAUGUUCCAAGUGUCAUAUUAGUUACUUUUAUAUGAUUUGUUGUGUAAUUGAUAACAAAACGUUUUGUGAAUAUCAAAUAUCCAAUAUAAAUUUGAAUUCUUAUUGUUUUGUAUAGUUAUUAUUAUUCAUGUCAUUUAUGUGCC
This is a messenger RNA of Saccoglossus kowalevskii, 1519 nucleotides long. Its product is annotated as monoacylglycerol lipase abhd6-A-like. The record is from RefSeq and is a predicted model, not a curated record. Gene Ontology annotation, biological process: acylglycerol catabolic process. Gene Ontology annotation, molecular function: monoacylglycerol lipase activity. Gene Ontology annotation, cellular component: membrane. Lineage: Eukaryota; Metazoa; Hemichordata; Enteropneusta; Harrimaniidae.